Cucurbita moschata (crookneck pumpkin) is the source of this 6617-nucleotide messenger RNA. Its product is annotated as E3 ubiquitin-protein ligase listerin. The transcript is spliced from 16 exons. Bases 422 to 6121 code for a protein of 1899 amino acids. The record is from RefSeq and is a predicted model, not a curated record. Gene Ontology annotation, biological process: rescue of stalled cytosolic ribosome; ribosome-associated ubiquitin-dependent protein catabolic process. Gene Ontology annotation, molecular function: ribosomal large subunit binding; ubiquitin protein ligase activity. NCBI's taxonomy places the organism in Eukaryota, Viridiplantae, Streptophyta, Magnoliopsida, Cucurbitales, Cucurbitaceae. Gene Ontology annotation, cellular component: cytosol; RQC complex.
CGAGUCCGACAUAGUUUUCAGCUGUGCGCCCUUAGAACUCAAUGAGGGUUGAAACCUAUAAAUUGGAAUUGCAUUCUCGUCUCCCAGCGAAUGAAUGCAACACAGAAGCCCAUUUGUUUAGCCGAUACGCUCUCUAAUUCCUAAGCUUUUCGCCAGGAGGCGGCGUUUCACGUUUCGUCGCUGUUACUCGAGGCGGAGCUGAAUCCGACUAACCGAUUUCAGGGGGAAGGCGGCGGCGGCGGCGGCGUAUCGAUACUCCUUUACCAGACCUCUGACUCUCAUCGCGUUUUGAGAACUUCCCCCUUUCAAUCGGCGGACUUCCAAUAUAAUCCGGAUUUCCAUCUCUAUUAUCGGCUUUCUUCUCUUUCUCGGAUUCUCAAUCCCUCUUUAUUUUUCACCUGUGCUAUUGCCUGUAUUUUGAAUGGGUAGACCCAAGGGAGACGGUGCUAGAAGCAAGGCUAGACCUUCAAGCAGCAGUUUGGCAGCGUCACUUCUGCCAUCGGAUUCCGCCGCUAACGCUGCUGGAUUUGGCGGCUUUCUUGGUAGUUACCGGCUCGAUUCUACUCUCACUGGGGAUGAUGCAGCAUCUUUUUCGGAUAUUGAUGGUGAAGUUGCACAGCACUUGAAGAGGCUUUCAAGGAAAGACCCAACCACCAAGCUCAAAGCAUUGGCCUCUUUAUCCGAGUUUCUUAAGCAGAAGUCUGGGAAAGACGUUGCGUCAAUUAUUCCACAAUGGGUAUUUGAAUACAAGAAACUGUUGAUGGACUAUAAUAGGGAUGUACGACUUGCCACACAUGAGACAAUGACCAAUCUCGUCAUUGCUGCUGGGAGAGAGAUAGCUCCGCACCUGAAAUCUCUGAUGGGGCCAUGGUGGUUUUCUCAAUUUGAUUCAGUUUCUGAAGUCUCUCAAAGUGCAAUGCAAUCAUUGCAGGCAGCAUUUCCUGCUCAGGAAAAGAGAGUAGAUGCUUUAAUUUUAUGUACAACUGAGAUAUUUAUAUACCUGGAGGAAAACUUGAAGCUCACACCAGACACUUUGUCAGAUAAAGUAGUUGCUAAGGAUGAAUUGGAAGAGAUGCACCAGCAGGUUAUCUCUUCAUCACUGCUUGCUCUAGCCACAUUAAUUGAUGUCUUAGUGAGUGUUCGGACUGAAAGAUCAGGGACUGGGAAAGGCAGUGGUGAAACAAAGCAUGCUUCCAAGUCUAGGGAAACUGCUAUUUCAUUUGCUGAAAAGUUGUUCACCGAGCAUAAAUACUUUGUACACCUGUUGCAGUCCAAAAGUACCAUUGUCCGAUCUGCUACCUUUUCAGUCGUAAAGAGCCUUGUGAAAAACAUUCCUCAUGCUUUUAAGGAACAGAACAUGAAAACUAUUUCCGGUUCUAUCCUUGGUGCUUUUCAGGAGAAAGACCCUUCUUGCCAUUCAUCAAUGUGGGAUGCAGUAUUACUUUUUUCCAAAAGGCUGCCCAACUGUUGGACAUAUGUGAAUGUCCAGAAAACUGUACUGAAUAGAUUUUGGAAUUUUCUUAGAAAUGGGUGCUUUGGAUCCCAACUGAUUUCCUACCCAGCUUUGAUUUUAUUUUUGGACACAGUUCCACCUAGUGCUGUGGGAGAGCAGAAAUUUCUCCUCAACUUUUUCGAGAAUUUAUGGGUUGGAAGGAACCCAUUCCAUUCAUCAAAUGCAGAAAGGCUUGCAUUUUUCCAGGCUUUUAAAGAAUGUUUUCUUUGGGGGCUACAGAAUGCAUCAAGGUUCUGCAGUGGAGAUGACUUAGCUCAUUUUCAAGUUACCCUCGUUGAUGUUAUUCUUGUUAACCUUUUAUGGAAGGAUUACUUACAUGACGUUCAAUGUUUAAAGAAUCAAGACAGGGCCUUGUCUGGAGGUGCACCUUUGAAUAACAAGAGGACCGGAGAAACACCAAGUACAAAGUAUCCGAUGAGCUACUUACAAGAUUUGAGAAAAUGCAUUGUUGAAAUUCUAUCCGGCAUCUACCUAGUGGAACAUGAUCUACUUUCUGUUUUUGCUACGGAAUUUCAGAAGAAUUGUAUUAGUAUGUUCCAGUUGACAGAUAAUACAGAAGUAGCCUCGGGAACCAUAGAACAGAUUAUAGGAUUUAUAUUAGAAUUGGAGCAACUUUCUAUGGACAAGGAUGAUAUCUGGCCCUUGGCUAUCUUGGUAGGACCAACACUGGCAAAUGCUUUCCCGAUUAUAAGAUCGCAUGAAUCUUCAGAUGGUGUGAGGCUUCUAUCUGCUGCUAUUUCUGUUUUUGGGCCUCGCAAUAUUGUUCGAGAACUAUUUAUUUGUAAUAAUGGAAAGUCCUCUACUCAUUUGUCUGGUGUUGAGGCCCAAGAUGUGGAGGCAAGACAAUUCAUGCAAAUAUUUAAUGAAGUUUUUGUUCCUUGGUGUUUGCAAGGGAAUAAUUGCUCUGCUGGUGCUCGAUUAGAUCUCUUGCUUACGCUAAUUGAUGAUGAACAUUUCUCCCAUCAAUGGAAUUCUGUUAUCAGUUACUCAUUUGAUCUAGAUCAUACUGGAGUUGUGCUUGAGUCCAUUAACUCAGAAAGUUUAGCCAUGUUGGCAAAGCUUUUAGACAGAGCAAGAGGAAAAAUUACGAAUAGUGACGCAAGAAAUGUCACCAAUACUUGGCAGAAGGCUAACCUUGGGAACUGGCAUCAUGAGCAUUUGGAAUCUGCUGCUGUUGCUAUAGCGCAAUCCCAGGCUCCCUUUAGAAGUUCAUUUACAGAGUUUUUAUGUUCUGUUUUGGGUGGUUCAGUACAGAGUGAUUGCUCUUCUUUUGUGUCAAGAGAUACAUUGAUUGCUAUAUUCGAGGCGGUAUUUCAGAAAUUAGUUAGUUUCUUAUUGCACUCUCCUUUAAGUUGGGCAAGAAAUUCAUGUUCUUUAUUGAUACCUAAGCCUGGAAAUUCUUUCCCCAAUUCCAUAAGUUCUUCAGAUGUUGUUGCGAUCGCACAUUUUUCUCUAGAAGUACUUGACCGCUGCGUCUUUUGCUUAUACAACCUAGGGGAAGAAAAUUAUCUACUUCCUAGUAUUUUAGCUACUAUAUAUGCUAUCGACUGGGAUUGUAGUAUAGAAGAAAGACAAGACGAUAUGCUUGAUGACAAAUUUAAGGAAGAAAGGAGAGAAAGGUUGCUUUUUGGUGGACGUGUGCGUGUCCUACGCCAAAAGAUUUAUCAGUUUUGGAAGAACUGUAAAACACACGACAGAAAAAAAUAUGGAAGUAUCCUGAUUCAGUUUAUUAGGUCUGCCAUCUUCAGUGAAGAUACUGAAGAAAUUGUGUCUUUGUGCUGCCAAUGGAUGCUUGAAGUUAAGGAUCAAAUCUCUCAGGAUCACUUAGAGGAACAAUAUAUGUUAUACCAGCUUUUGAUCAAGGGUGAUACAUGGCCUUUCUGGAUUGCUCCCAACUUCAUGGCUUCAAAUGAAUUGGCCACUUCAAAUACGAAAAACAUUGGCUUUGAUAUUCACAAAUCUGGAAAUCACAAGCUUAUUUCUUUAGCAAGCAUGCUUAUGUCAAAGAUUGGACUUGAGAAAUUUUUUUCUGGCCAAGUUGAAAAUUCUUCACCUUGCCUUGGUGAGGCGACAAAUAAUGAGGUUACUUGCCGUGCUUGGCUGGUUGCUGAAAUAUUAUGCACAUGGAACUGGCCAGGAGGUAAUGCUAGAGGUUCUUUCCUUCCUUUAUUUUGUGCUUAUGUCAAAAAGAGCUGUUCACAUGAAAGCUUGUUGGAUUCCACCUUCAACAUAUUAUUGGAUGGGGCUCUUCUCUGCGGUAGCAGGGCUGCUCAAAGCAUCGUCAAUAUUUGGCCUUAUCCAGAUUCCUUACUAGAGGAUAUUCAAGAACCAUUCUUGAGAGCUCUCGCAUCUCUUCUUUUCUGUAUGUUAAAAGAAAACAUAUGGGGGAGAGACAAAGCUAGUUCACUGUUUGAGUUGCUUGUUAGAAGACUUUUCAUUGGUGAAGCAGUGAAUAUUGACUGUUUAAGGAUUCUUCCACUGAUUGUGAGUUUUCUUAUUCGUCCAAUGUGUGAAAGAAACACUGUGUUUGAUGAUUCUGGUUCAUGCUCUGUGGAGGGCUCAAAGGAAAAUAUUAUUCAAAAUACAAUCGAGGGUUGGCUCCAGAGAGUCCUUUUGUUUCCAUCAUUAAGUCAAUGGCAGGCUGGGGAAGAUAUGGAAGAUUGGCUUUUGUUGGUGAUAUCUUGUUAUCCCUUUAGUAGUUCCAUGGGAGGCUUACACACGUUGAAGCCGGACAGAAAUAUAAGCACUGAGGAGAGCAGUCUUUUAUUGGAAAUAUUUCGAAAACAGAGAAAUAUAUCUGGUAGAUCAUCUACAGUCAAUCAUGCACCACGGGUACAAAUGUUAUUGUCCGAGCUUAUGGUUGUUUCUGUCGGUUACUGCUGGAAGCAAUUCAAUGACGAAGAUUGGGAGUUUUUGUUGUGUCAGUUAAUGAGUUGGAUCCAACCAGCCGUUGUAGUAAUGGAGGAAAUUGCUGAAAGCGUGAAUGGUAUUAUCGUCAAUAGCUCUACUUCAAUGAAUGCAAAUGAAAUUUUAGAAAAGCUUGAGCAAAGUGUUAAGAUUUCAGACCCAAUCCCAUUUUGCAUUUCGAGAAAUGCCCUUUUGUCAUUUUCUUUGUUUUAUGGUUCCUUUGGGCUACAAGGCCUGAAAGAUAUGGAAACUUUAAACCCUCAGCGAUUAGAUAAAUUGAACCAUGUCAAUGAUCGCAUUGUUGAAGGAAUUCUUCGCAUGUUCUUCUGCACUGGAAUUUCUGAGGCCAUUGUAUGCUCCUACGGUGAUAAAGCUACAACCAUUAUAGCAUCCUCAAGAAUUGAACUUCCUCAUUUCUGGGACUUGAUAGCUUCAAGUGUUACUAAAUCCUCAAAAGAUGCUAGAGAGAGAGCAGUAAAAUCAAUUGAAUUUUGGGGACUCAGUAAAGGCCCUGUUAGUUCUUUAUAUGGCAUCCUUUUUUCCACCAAACCGGUUCCUUCAUUGCAAUAUGCAGCCUAUUUUAUGCUCUCGACUGAACCAAUUUCUUACUCUGCAAUUAUUAGAGAAAAUACUUCGUGCUACCUGGAUUAUGAUACCACGACCGAACAGGGCUCUACUCAAGUUGAUUUUUCAUCAGAAUAUAAUGUGCUUUUGAAGGAAGAAAUUGUAUUUAUGAUUGAGAAACUCCCUGAUGAUGUUUUUGACAUGGAGUUGAUGGCCCACGAAAGGGUGAAUAUAUUUCUUGCUUGGUCUUUGUUGCUGUCACACUUAUGGUCAUUGCCCCCAUCCUCAUCUGCGAGGGAAAGAUUGGUCCAAUAUAUCCAGAAUUCUGCUAGUUCAAGGAUAUUAGAUUGCAUUUUCCAGCAUAUACCUGUUGAAGGCAUGGCUCUUCAGAAGAAGAAAGAUACAGAACUUCCAGCUGGGCUAUCAGAAGCUGCAACUGCAGCAAACCAAGCCAUUACCACAGGUUCAUUAUUGUUUUUGGUGGAAUUUCUUUGGCCCGUUGAACCAGUGAAACUGGCAUCAUAUGCUGGAGCAAUAUAUGGCUUGAUGCUCCGUGUUCUUCCUGCUUAUGUUCGAGGGUGGUUUUGUGAUUUGCGUGACCGUUCGAAGUCUUCUGUCAUUGAAUCCUUUACAAAAGCAUGGUGCAGUCCUUCUCUCAUUGCAAAUGAACUGUCCCAGAUAAAGAAAGCUGAAUUUGCUGAUGAAAAUUUCUCAGUUGUUGUAAGUAAAUCAGCCAAUGAGGUAAUUGCUACGUAUACUAAAGACGAGACGGGGAUGGACCUAGUAAUUCGCCUUCCUUCAUCAUAUCCACUGAGGCACGUUGAUGUUGAUUGUAUGAGGAGUUUGGGAAUAAGUGAAGUUAAGCAGCGGAAGUGGUUAUUGUCCAUGAUGUCGUUUGUCCGUAAUCAGAAUGGUGCUUUAGCUGAAGCAAUAAGGAUAUGGAAGCGUAAUUUUGACAAGGAGUUCGAAGGAGUUGAAGAGUGUCCCAUUUGUUACAGUGUUAUCCACACAGUCAACCACAGCAUUCCUCGCUUGGCAUGCAAGACAUGCAAGCACAAGUUCCAUUCAGCAUGCCUUUAUAAAUGGUUCUCCACUUCACAUAAAUCCACCUGCCCUCUGUGCCAGUCUCCGUUCUAAUCUGGACUCAAACUCGACGAUAAGUUUUGACGAUACUUCUUGCAUCGACUGUGAAACAAUGGAGCUGUAAGGUACACAAGCAGACACUUAAAGCGUGUAAUUCUUCUAUUCUUUUGCAAGUAGACUCUGUUUCUGUGCUAACCGUCGCAACGAAAAAUGAAGGGCAGAACGUAACUACGAACUCGUCCACUUUUGGCACAACAUAACGGUGUUUAAGAUAGCUGAGCAGUUGAUACGAUUCACUUGGAAGAAUGUUUUCUACUUUCUAUAUGCAUUUCUUUUCCCCCAAUUAUGGCAUAGCCUGGGUAGAGUAUGUUUGUUUAAUUCAACUGGAUUUGUAUAUAAAUUACCAUUUAGGUUUUUGUUAUUGCUUUUUCUGGAGCUCUAACCACAUGAAAGUGCAAGAACUCAAACCUUUGAAGUUUGAGUGUUAAAAUUUUGUAUGUUCACCAGUUUCUUUUGUUUACUCUAAUUCUAUGAAUUAUUUGUCCUCUGA